Messenger RNA from Polyodon spathula (Mississippi paddlefish), 2445 nucleotides. It is a transcript of the gene tmigd1, whose product is annotated as transmembrane and immunoglobulin domain containing 1. The transcript has 6 exons. The record is from RefSeq and is a predicted model, not a curated record. The coding region runs from base 1330 to 2109 and encodes 259 amino acids. NCBI's taxonomy places the organism in Eukaryota, Metazoa, Chordata, Actinopteri, Acipenseriformes, Polyodontidae.
GCAUUUUACUAAAAACAAAGUUACAAAAAAUCGCUUUAUAGGAAUGUGAAAACCAGGCUGCUUUUAAGUUCUUAUCUGUUACUGCUGUGUUUUGUCAUGUAGCCAUUUUUUAUUUCAUGCUAUCUGGAAUGUUCAUUGUUAAAUUGAUUCACAGAAAUGCUUGACUUCGAGAUCGGUGUCACUGGUUAGUGGCUCUAGUGCACUAUAGCAGCAUGGUAGGAUUUUGUAUUUAUAAACCAGCUUGGUGAUUUUAUUGUAGAAUGAGACUUUGACCUCAGUUGUGUAAUCUCUAGAUCACUGUGACAGUGCAGUGUGGGAUAUUCUAAUGAUGUGAGUCUGAAAAUGCAAAGUAUUGCAGGACGUUCUUCCGCAGUGUCACCAUUAGUGGGAGGCAGAUCCCUAUUCAAAUUAUUAAAAUAAACUCCAGUGUGGAGUUUAAACACAUCCUGCUGUGCAAACUAUUUUAAUAAAAGAGGCUAUUCACAGUCGAGGCUAUGGUGUGAUUCAUCUGCAUGACUUUUGUAACAUUGAGAGAUCCGUUCCUAACACUAGAGUCCAGUGGUGACACCUGGGGGUUAAAAACAGUCUCCUGGAAUAUAGAGUACACUGUAUCGAAUUUCUAAUUUCAGAAGUAUGUAUGUAACCAGGAUAGAGCCCUUGAGAGAUACACAACUCAUUUUCUUCAAGGGGGUCCUGGCAGCCUACCGGGACAUGCGUUUUUACAAAUAGCAUUUGCGGACCAGUCAGUCUGAAACAACCACGCUAAAGAAGACGCGAGCCAAGAUGUUUGUGUUUUUUCUAGGCGUGAGCGAGAGUUUCAGAGUUUCGGACGGUUUCCCUGCGGCAAGGCAAGAUCUGCUCAUUACACGAAGAAACAUGAACACCCGAUGCUGUAGCUCUCACAAGCUGCAAUGCACAGUAUGCUACAGAAGGCACUAGCUGAAACCCAGUCUACUCCACUUAGAGCAAACGGUACAGUUUAUUCAACUGCAGCAUAUGUGGGUGGGGAUGCUCUUGUGCAAUCUGUGUACUGGAGCAGGAAUCCAAGACUUUUUCUUGUAGCGCGGAGGGAAGUAAUAAUUAAAUCAGGCUCACAGUCUGACAGUUGUCAACCCUGCCCUGUUUGCUCAAAGAUGACUGCAGGCAGUAAAGGGUUUCUUGCCCUUGAACCACCAGAGAAUGCAAUAAAAUCUUCAAUAAAAUACAAUUAUGAAAAACAGGCAGCGUGCCUUAAAAAGAGUAAGCCAGCCCAGCCUGCAACUCCAGACUCCUUAGACACGGAGAGAGACCUCAAGAGAUAGGACUGCACGCUGACUGCUGCUGUUUACAAUGAGAAUGGCUGUGAAGGUGCUUCCCUGCCUGCUCCUCCUCACCCUCUGCUCACAACUGAAAGGCGCUGAGGUGAUUGUGGGCAUCUGGAAUCACGGUACUCUCGUGGAACAGAAUGGCUGGAUCACGGUGAACCGGUCCGAGGCGGUGACCCUGGACUGCCGCGUGGACGGGGCUGAGGAGGAGGAGGAGCUGGUGUGGUACCGGGAGAGAAUGAGGGUGAACCUCCCACCCCACAAUAAGCUGAACUCCAGCAGCGUCUGCAUCAACCCCAUCUCAGACGCAGACCAUCUUGUUACCUUCUCCUGCCACCUGAAACGAGACGAGCUGGUCAACGCCUCUGUGCAGCUCAACGUUCAGUUUGCCCCCUUGCUGGCUGGCUCGGAGGAGGUGAGAGUGGAGAAAGGGAACGAGGUCUCCCUGACCUGUGAUGUGUAUUCGAACCCCCGGCCAGCCGUGUCCUGGAGCAAAAACAACAGCAGCCUGGACAUCGGGCUUCACUGCCAGCUGAUCCAGGACGGGAGAGAAGCCCGGCUCCACAUCUCAAAGGCACAGCCCUACCACCAGGGGGAGUACAAGUGCGAGGCCACCAAUAGCCACGGCAGCUACAGCAAGACCUUCCAGCUCCACGUGGACGAUAAGAGUAACAGAGUCCCAUUUGAGCCCAUCAUAGCCGCAGUGGUGGUGGCUGUGUUGACGAUAAGCAUGGCGUUCGUUUCCAGAAUAAGGAGGAUAGCCAAGUGCUGCAAGAAGGGUGACCUGACCUCCACUGGCCAGUAGGCUACAGCUAGCUGAAAAUCCUCGUCGCUCAAUAUGAACUGAAUAAACAGCUAUUGUCUAAAGCUGAGGGAACACGAAGCCACUUUGUGGCAUGGAACUUGGGUUCAGGAGAGUAGGUUAAAGGACACUGCAUGGCACACUAUAGGGGAGGCUUGGGGUUUGGUACUGCAACCUCAGACUAGGUCUCCUGGAACCAGGUUUCAAGCCAUGUUCCCACAGCUUUAGCAUCUGCCACUGACUGCCUUCUGAUCCAAACUCCGAUUCCAGUAGAAACAGCAAUUAAGUGUUUGGUUUGAUUUGAAUAACACCUCCCUUAUUAAAUGACAUGCACUCUCA